CAAGCCCUAGAAAUACCAGUCGGGUUGAUAUUUAGCAGGAACGAUGUUGAUCGCAAUUCUGUUCCCGUGUCUUCGCCGCAAACAGCUCAUCGCUGUGCUGUUUAGCGUCCUCGUGCUUACCCAAGAUGUCCUUGGUCAGUCUACGGCAGAGAAAAGCAGAAGAAAGCGCUACAAAAGCUCAUUCGAAGGUCUCUUUAAAGGAGCGAGAGAGAUAAUCAAAAGCAUGACCUUAAUGGCUGAUGUGAAAGACAAGGAACUCCAGACGACAGCGCAAAAGGCUCUCCAAUUCGCUAAAGCUAAUCCUGAUAAAAUUGCUCUUGCUGCUGCGAUAGCAGCCUCCUCGUGGCUUUUAUACGAUAGCAUUACAAUCGGAUUCGAAAUCGAGGGAUUUUUCGACGAGGUCCAUGAGCUAAAAGGGCAAUUCAAUAAAUACAAAAUGAACACAAUACCAAGGCUUCAGGAAGUUUUCAAGAAACUGCAAAGCAAAGAAAGCUUGAAGCAUGAUCAGCUGAAGGAAUACCUUCGCAAUAUAGCCAAGGAAUUGGAUCAGUACUACGAAGAUCUUCAGAAUAUCAUCGACACAGUCUUAUAUGACGUCAACACCGCUAAGCCCGAUGCAGUCAUCAAUGCAGCCUUGUCUGGUGCUUUAGCUGUUGGUGCAGCCACUGCUUUGAUAGCUGGGGGUCCUGUGGUCUUGUCUUUAAGAAUGUACACUGCAGGCUGUAUGGUCGUUGGAGGCAUUAGUUCAGCUGGUACAGCACUAUCACUGAAGAAUGCCCAUGACCUGAUGAGAGUCGAGGAGAAACUGAAAACUCUAAAGUCGGAGGUUAUGGAGCUUCGGAACCUGGUGAAUAAAAGGAUGUUGGAUAUCCUAUUGUUCGUGUGAAGUAAUGCCGCCAUAGUGAUAGGUGUCAUAACAUUUGGCGGCCAACCUCACUGAAAACACUGCUUUGUAGACUAACAUUUGAUUGCGUUAUUAGGGGCACAUUAUGGGGCUUUGUAGACUAACAUUUGAUGGCAUUAUUAGGGGCACUUUAUGGGGCUUUGUAGACUAACAUUUGUUGGCAUUAUUAGGGGCACAUUAUGGGGCUUUGUAGACUGACAUUUGAUGGCAUUAUUAGGGGCACAUUAUGGGGCUUUGUAGACUAACAUUUGAUGGCAUUAUUAGGGGCACAUUAUGGGGAUUUGUAGACUGACAUUUGAUGGCAUUAUUAGGGGCACAUUAUGGGGAUUUGUAGACUGACAUUUGAUGGCAUUAUUAGGGGCACUUUAGGGGAAGGGGGCUACGGGUCUGUUUAGGCUAUAACUGUAACCGGAAUUUCAGAGAGUUUAGUCCAUGCAGGCAUACAAAUCUGUAAUAAAGAGUCACCCCUCGUC
This is a messenger RNA of Nematostella vectensis (starlet sea anemone), 1377 nucleotides long. RefSeq lists its product as uncharacterized. NCBI's taxonomy places the organism in Eukaryota, Metazoa, Cnidaria, Anthozoa, Actiniaria, Edwardsiidae. Bases 44 to 886 code for a protein of 280 amino acids. The record is from RefSeq and is a predicted model, not a curated record. The transcript is spliced from 2 exons.